Epinephelus lanceolatus (giant grouper) is the source of this 3286-nucleotide messenger RNA. RefSeq names its product RAB22A, member RAS oncogene family (gene rab22a). NCBI's taxonomy places the organism in Eukaryota, Metazoa, Chordata, Actinopteri, Perciformes, Serranidae. The record is from RefSeq and is a predicted model, not a curated record. Gene Ontology annotation, molecular function: GTPase activity; GTP binding.
GAAGAAUAUUCAAGAUUUAAAGGCAACCAGAGGAGAAAACUGUCAAUGGUCAUCAUUAAAACUCAAUUUGAGUGAGAGGAGAUCGAUAUGGCGCUGAGAGAGUUAAAAGUUUGUCUCCUGGGGGACACUGGCGUUGGAAAGUCAAGUAUUGUUUGGAGAUUUGUGGAGGACAGCUUUGACCCAAACAUCAACCCAACAAUUGGGGCAUCCUUCAUGACCAAGACAGUGCAAUACCAGAAUGAGCUGCACAAGUUCCUGAUCUGGGAUACGGCAGGACAGGAGCGGUUUCGUGCUCUGGCGCCAAUGUACUACAGAGGGUCAGCGGCGGCCAUCAUUGUGUAUGACAUCACAAAAGAGGAAUCCUUCCAAACACUGAAGAACUGGGUGAAGGAGCUACGACAGCACGGUCCUCCCAAUAUAGUGGUCGCCAUCGCUGGAAACAAAUGUGACCUGUCAGACGCCAGGGAGGUGUCAGAGAAGGAUGCCAAGGACUACGCUGACUCCAUCCAUGCCAUCUUCGUAGAAACCAGCGCCAAGAAUGCCAUUAACAUCAACGAGGUGUUUAUAGAGAUAAGUAAGCGUAUCCCUGUUGCCGACGCAGCCGGAGGAACUUCAGGAAAAGCUUUCAAACUGGGACGUCAGGCCUCAGAGUCUCGCAGAACGUGCUGCUGAUGAUGCCGGUGACUGCCCCAACCUGACCUGUGACCUGACCUUUGCUUACCCUCUGUGCUCCCGGUCUGCUUCAUCUUACAACCACCACACACCCUCAAACACCCAGCCGUCACCAAUACCGGGGUGAAGCAGUUCCAUUCUGACGACCAUGGCAAAUGCAUUUUUGCGGCACUCAACAACAGCAAAUCAUCAUAUAUAGUCUGAACAUUUCUGUCAGGAGAAAUACUACAAGUUUCUGAGCAUUGACAAAAAAUGUCUGCAUUAAAAAUAUAUGUAAGUGAAAGAACCCCAUACAUAUACUGGCUCCUGCUUGCGGUAUCAUAUCCCCAGGUUGAUCAGAGGAACUUUACAGCUGCACGAAUUCAGAAAUCAUUUGUACUUGUAAAUUUGUACAAAUCUACUUUCAACCAAAACAUGGACUGAAAAUGUUUAAUGUCGCCAAAUUAUUUUGAUAGCACUGAAGUUAUUGCCUUUUGUUUUAGAGGAGAUCUCUUCCCAAACAUUCUCCACUUUGUGAAGGAUCCAUCUAUACAGUUAAUGUGCGUUGUCAAUAAUUUAUCAUAAGAGUUUGAUGGAAGAGGUUAUGGUAGUCAUCAGUGUUUGCACCGAUAUUUAAUAUCAUUUUUGCAUUUUGGAAGGAUAUUUCAAGAGAUGUUGGUGAUUCACAGUCAAGCAAGAAGGAUCGUGCACACUAAAUUUAUUGUGUGUUUGUUCUUUUCAUCAACACCAAGGGAGUGUGUUGAUGAUAAUUGCAGUCACAUGGUGAAAAAUGAAGAAAUGAAAGGCUUGUGGGAGUCUACUUCCUUUACACUAAAGGAACAGUUUGACAUGGGAAAUGUGCUUUAUUGUGUUCUUGUCUAAGGUCAGAAGAGAACAUUGAAACGUGUCGGUACAGUAAAUGUUAGGGAUGUCAACCGUUAAUCAGGUGACCACAGAGCCUAUAUUUAACCAGUUACAUAUGUCGGUCCGUAGGUUAACUUUGCUACUCUUCAGUUAACUCCACUGUGCACCACCACCCUGGUCUGGUGGGAGGGAGCUAGCUUGUGGCGCCACACCAUGGUGGCAGGAUGGAGUUUAUGUGAAAACAUUGUGCUCACCCUCCAGUCUCCCUCCAGGUUGCCCUGGUGAGUAAGCAGCUUAAUUAUAAGCCACAAAACUCCUUUAGCAUUGUUAAGCACUGUUAGCUCUGUUAGCACCUUUAGCAGCGUCAAAAUGGCUAGAGGUGCUAACAUCAAUGCUAAAGGGGUUUUAAAGCUCAAAAUGAAGUCUCUCACUCACUGGGGAUACCUGAGGGUGACCAGAAGGUGGCCACCAUGUUUCCGCAGCAACACAUACCCACCAUCAUGGGUGGGUGUUGCCAACGGUAAUUGCAGAAUGAGCAGCAGCGCUAGCUAGCUCUAAUCCAGCCCAGGUGGUUUGCAGUGCAGAGCAGCAAAGACAAACAUUAGCUAACCAGUGGAGACCGGAAGGUGGGCAGUUAGCACUUAUUUAAGCACGUAAAUGCAGCUAGCUGGCUGGCUGUCAGCAAAAAAACUGACCACCUCUAAAUGGAUAGCACUUUGAAAUGCAGCGCUAAAACUCAAUGAGUCAGUGGAGCACCAGACUAAAGGAAAGCGCCUCUUGUGUGUCUUGUCAUGUUGCAUUUUUUAACUGAUUCGUGACAGAUUAAUGAGUGUUGGGCUAUCAAAAGAAAAAUAACCACAACUGACAUCCCUAGUAAAUAUAAAGCUGGAGCUAGCUGCUGGUUAGCGUAGCUUAGCAUAAAAACUGGAAAUGGUGCAAUCAGCUAGCCUAGAUCUGUAUAAAGGUAACAAAAUUCUACCAGUAUCUCUAAAGCUCACUGAUAAACACUUUGUAUCUGUUUGUUUAAUCUGUACAAAAACUGAAGUGUAAAUACUGGAAUAAUUUUACAGGGAGUUAUGUGGCUGAUAAUUCUUGGCUCUGAUUAGCUGCUGGGCAACUGGCGAAGAAUCCAAGAAGUUAAUGGUCCCGGCCAAGAAAUAGUCUGGCACAUAAAUCCCUUCGGAAUCCAAAUGUUGUUUUAACUCUUUGAUUUUUGUACAAAUUCAACAAACAAGACAGAGCCAGGUGAUUAUCCCUGUUUCCAGUCUUUAUGCUAAGCUAAGCUAAGCUAACCAGCUGCUGGCUGUUGCCUUAUAUUUAAUGUACAGAUAUAAGAGUGGUAUCGUUCUUGUGAUCUAACUCUCCCAGAAAGCUAAGAAGCGCAUUUCCCAAAAAUCCCUACUCCUUUAAUUGUGAAUUGUGUUGUUAUUCUCCCUUCAAGUUUCUUUUAUGAUAACAGUUCCAGCUGCUCACAUGUGCGCCACACUUCCACAUUACUGAAAGGUAUUAACAGAAUCCUGUGUAUGAAGUCCACUGUAGUGCACACAGUGUAGUUGUUUCACAAUAUUGCUUUAGCUUUAUUUUUCUCUAAUCUCAUUUUAACUGACGAGCCCGCCCGUCCUCAGUCCUCUGCUGCUACUUCUCAACAGUUUUACAGAGCAGGCAGAUUUCUGUGAGGUCUUGCCAAAUUCUAUAAUCGUCCCAUAAACAUUUUUCAUCUUUCCUUCUUUUCUUUUUUUUGCACAUAAUCAGCAACGGCGCGCACAUGCAA